AUGAGGGCCCUCGGUCGUUCGCUGUUCCAGGGCAGGAGCAAGGUGCUUGCGGCGCCGAACGUGAAACGACUCGCGAAGCUCUCCUGUCUGGACCUGCGCAAGCAGAUACAGGAUUCGGCCAGGAGGCACAUACGCAUGAGGGCAGUCUGGACAACGUACGUCCAAGAGGUGUGCAAGAGGGUCAAGAAUGAAGCCGCUGAGAAGGAUGGCGAAUCCGUCGACCGGUUCUCGCCCACCGACAUCUCGCUCAUCUUCGCCGCCUUCGCCAAAUCCGGAAAGCGUGACUCAAGCUUUAUCAGCUUGUUGCUGGAGGCGAUGCGGGACAAUGUCGACAAAUACGACAUCCGGGAUUUCGCCGUGCUGUACAACGGCCUUGCCAAGGUUGGCAUGCAGGCGGACGAGAUGAUAAACGGCUUCAACAGCAACAUCGAGUCGCGAAUAACCGCGAAAACGUCGGAGAAGGAUCUUGCCCUUCUACUUAACGCUUUGUUGGAGCUCAGGGUCCGAGAUGCCAACUCCAUAUUCGUCAAGGCGUCGCUGGCCAUAUCGUCAAAGAUAAAGUACAUCGCAAAUUGUCACACGCUGACUCUUCUGCUGCACUCCUACUCGAGGUUAAAGGGCUUUGCAACCGCAUCGGAUUCGCCGGCGCCUCCACCGGUGGAGGAGGUGGGACCACAUCGUUCAGCAGCUGAUGAUAGCACGUAUCAAGAUGACAAAGCAGUAGGAGGCAGUGAUACAGUGUCACAAGGACACGAUACCGCAAAUGAACCGGAGAAGGAGCAGUCGCCUGAAGCAACGUUGAUAACGGAGACGACGCUGUCGCUGCUGGGCAGAUGCGCCGACCUCAUGAUCCAGAUGCGACCCACCGACAUCAUGUACUACUACAAGUCGGCGCUGAACCUGAUAUACUCCAACUCCGACGGCGUCACGAGGCAGCUGUAUGCCUCUAUGGCCAAUAUGAACAAGGCGCAUAUCCGGAUCCGCGAGCACGUCCUCGAGUUCGAAGCCAGGGAGCUGGUAUCGCUCCUGCAGGCGUUGCAAAAUGCCCAGCGCCUAGCGGGCCUAGAGUCACCGUUGGACGGUGAUGGCGCAGUCUGGGUGGUGAACAACGAAAUCCGCAACCAGGCGCCCAUGCUGCAAGAGGAGAUCACCGACGAGCUGACCUACCGAACCAGGGUAAUGUCAUUCGCCGAAUGCCUCGGGUUCUUGAAGCUUAUGGACCCGGGAGACCAUCGGGGCGUGCUCGUCUGUCGACGAUUAACCUACAAGGUCAACAAGAUGAACGAGCUCAACAGCUGGGAGCGGUACUCCAAGACUGACCUGUGGGAUCUCAUACACAUUCUCGGCAGAAGAAGCGACGUAGCCACCAGCACAGAAGCACAGGAACUAAUGGUGGCUAUAACGAAAAACAUCACCGGGACGCUAAAACUGAGGGAGGUGGAUGCGAUGUGCCGGCUAGCGGCACGACUCGGCGCCAAAAGCAAUUCGCUUUUAAAGAAGGUAAACUCUGUGACAUGCCGCGCCGACUGCCUGCAACCAACGCAAGCCGCCUCCUUGGCGUACCACCUGACCGGACUAGGGUACAUCGAGCACAUCCAGCCCAUUCUGGCCGCCUGCCUACAAGUGGACAACGCCAAAGAUGCACUUCAUGUGCUGACGGCGCUGGCAAUCCUGAAGGUGAACCGCCUGGCGCAAAUUUCCGCGGAAUUAGUGGACACUAUGACAAGGCAGAUCGAGGUUGGCAAGGCAGAACUGCCUACCGACGAAUUGACUACAAACAAAAUCGCACUGCUCAGGGCAGCCGGCAUAGCUGAGCUGCACGGCGAGAGUACAAAAUACAGACUGUACCCGAGGCUGUUCUCGCCUGUGGACCACGUGGCACUGCGGAAUGUACGGUUCACGUCCAACAAGCUGAAGGUGGACAUCCAGCUGAUGACCCUCGAGCAGUGCACGGAAGAUAUCGCCAACAGCCUCGCGGAAUUCCUCGCGAAAUUCGACGAGAAGACUCGUUUACACAGGAACUACGAUGCUGGUGACAUGAUAGUGCCUAUCGUGAUUGAGUUGCCCGGGUCGACCAAGGUGGCCGUGCAAGUGCUAAUGAACGACUUCUACUCCGGCAGGCGCCAGAUGCUGCGCAACGACGUCUUCGCACAGAUGAGGCUAAUGGAGGACCGCGGAAUACGCACAGUUGGCUGCCGAGCUGACCACUAUCUGCAGGGCGACCGGACGCAGUUCAUCGCCAACCUCCUGGAACGCUGCCACAACGUGGCAAACUCGGAGACAAAAACGGCGAAAGGUGAGCUCCAAGAGCCACAAGCUAGGUUUGCCAAAGCGCACGCAGUCGACAUAAGCCCGCAACAGCCUAAGCUUGACAGCUUCUCCAGGUUCAGGCGGCUAGUUGCCGGCUGA
Babesia bigemina is the source of this 2409-nucleotide messenger RNA. RefSeq lists its product as hypothetical. The transcript is spliced from 4 exons. Lineage: Eukaryota; Apicomplexa; Aconoidasida; Piroplasmida; Babesiidae. The record is from RefSeq and is a predicted model, not a curated record. Bases 1 to 2409 code for a protein of 802 amino acids.